Molecule: messenger RNA, 504 nt
Organism: Acanthosepion pharaonis
Lineage: Eukaryota; Metazoa; Mollusca; Cephalopoda; Sepiida; Sepiidae
Source: the annotation of a GenBank genome assembly
AUGUUUGCAGACAGAAAAAUGUUGCUGCUGCAUGAUUCAGGCGCCGUGAGCUUUCAGAAUUUGCGCACUGUAGGAGAAAUAUUGCCAACAUUUAAGACAUCAUGCCUGAGAUAUGGUCUUCUCUCAAACCAUGACACACUGGAACAUGCAUUGCUCGAAACUGCUGCUUGUCGGAUGCCUUUACACUUGCGCGUUAUGUUUGCUACCCUGUGCACGUCUCAUUCCUGCACCUUCCAGCACUCCUGCAGCCUUCAGCUCAUUCCUGCACCUUCCAGCACUCCUGCAGCCUUCAGCUCAUUCCUGCACCUUCCAGCUCUCUCCUGCAGCCUUCAGCUCACUCCUGCAGCUUCCAGCACUCCUGAAGCUUCCGGCACUCCUGCAGCUUCCAGCACUCCUACCGCUUCCAGCUCACUCCUGCAGUUUACAGCUCACCCCUGCGGCGCUUUACUGACGUCCCGCGUCCUAUUCCAGCACCCGCUGACGACUUUAUCCAGUGCCCACUGA